Messenger RNA from Solanum stenotomum, 1189 nucleotides. RefSeq lists its product as uncharacterized. The record is from RefSeq and is a predicted model, not a curated record. Gene Ontology annotation, cellular component: membrane; clathrin vesicle coat. NCBI's taxonomy places the organism in Eukaryota, Viridiplantae, Streptophyta, Magnoliopsida, Solanales, Solanaceae. The transcript is spliced from 3 exons. Gene Ontology annotation, biological process: endocytosis. The coding region runs from base 43 to 867 and encodes 274 amino acids.
CUCAUCUUUUUUUUCUUCACUUCAAAUUACUCAACCAAAACAAUGUCGUUUGAAGAAGAUGAAGAAUCCUUCGAGCACACGCUCCUAGUAGUACGUGAAGUUAACGUCUUCAAAAUUCCUCCCCGUCCAACCUCCGGCGGCUACAAAUGCGGCGAGUGGCUUCAAACGGACAAGAUCUGGUCGGGUCGGCUCCGGGUCGUAUCAUGUAACGAUCGGUGCGAGAUCCGAUUAGAGGAUCCGAAUUCCGGUGAGUUGUUCGCAGCUUGUUUCGUGCCGCCGGGACAGAGGGAGAGUUCAGUGGAAUCGGUGCUUGAUUCGUCGAGGUACUUUGUGUUGAAGAUCGAAGAUGGUACAGGGAAGCAUGCGUUUAUUGGGUUAGGGUUUAGCGAGAGGAAUGAAGCGUUUGAUUUCAAUGUAGCGUUAUCGGAUCAUGAGAAGUAUGUAAAGAGAGAUGUUGAGAAGGAUGGUGAUGAAGCUGAAGCGAGUAGUGAUGGUCAUAUUGAUAUUCAUCCUGCUGUUAAUCAUCGAUUAAAGGAAGGUGAAACCAUCAGGAUAAACGUGAAGAACAAAUCAUCUAGUGGAACGGGCAUGCUUUCUGCUGCUGUUCAAUCAAAGGCCAUUGCCAUUGCGCCACCCCCUAGCGGAGCUAACAAGAUCAGGUCUCCUCUUCCACCCCCUCCGAAUGAUCCAGCUAUUUCUCGGAAGACCUCUACCAAUGCCAGUAUUGCACUCAAGGGGCCAAAUGGAAGCUCAAGGCAAUCCAGUGAUCCAUUUUCCAAUCUCUCUCAACUUGAGAGGAGCCUUCCUUCGGCCACUGGAUCUGGUUCGAGCAAGAAGACCACAGCAGCUGGAUGGGCAGCAUUUUGAUAGUUUGAGCGUGUUAAAUAUUGACGAGACAUAUGCUUGUUGUUGUACUAGGAUAGAAGACUAUAGUCUAUAUAUCCAAAUUAAAGGGCAGCUUGGGUAUACUAAGCUCCCGCUAUACGUAGGGUUUGGAGAAGAGCCAGGUCACAUUUGGCAUACCCUGCAUUUCUACUAGUGGUUCUUUCCACAAUUUGAAUCCGUGAUCUCCUCCGUUGUGCCAAGGCUCCCCAAAUUUGAAAGAAUGAGAAAAUGUUUAUGCUACUAGUUCCCCAUUUCUUGUAAGAUAAUUGUGUUUAUACUUGCUUGACAUGUCUUAAUUGUACUC